Messenger RNA from Sparassis crispa, 315 nucleotides. RefSeq lists its product as hypothetical. Lineage: Eukaryota; Fungi; Basidiomycota; Agaricomycetes; Polyporales; Sparassidaceae. The record is from RefSeq and is a predicted model, not a curated record. The coding region runs from base 1 to 315 and encodes 104 amino acids. The transcript has 2 exons.
AUGGCAUCGGACCCGCCUGAUGGAGAGUCUUUACCGUUCGUUUAUUCGGAGCUCACGAACGCCCUGCGGGAGCAGGAGGCGUUUGGAAUCAAGAACGCGGCGAUCACCCACUUUUCGUCUUUCGAGGCUGUAGCUCACGUUGUCUUACUCGAAGGGAGGACGGUGGUCGUCUCGCUUACUUCAGGAGGAUACACCCUUGGCGUUGAGCCAAAUACGACGUUUGAGACCAUAGAAGCAUUGUUGCAAUGCGUUAGUCCCAUGUACCUUGCCGCAAGGCAGGCUGCGCUCUCGAGCAAAUUGGAUCUGCUGUCUUAG